Messenger RNA from Saprolegnia parasitica CBS 223.65, 1594 nucleotides. RefSeq lists its product as hypothetical. The transcript has a single exon. Bases 10 to 1506 code for a protein of 498 amino acids. NCBI's taxonomy places the organism in Eukaryota, Oomycota, Saprolegniomycetes, Saprolegniales, Saprolegniaceae. The record is from RefSeq and is a predicted model, not a curated record.
GUCGUACCAAUGGCAGCGCCAGCGCAGCGGGCCCGUGGCGACGACCGCGGUGUCUUGGCGCCCCAAGUCGCCGAGACGAUUGCGAUGCUCAUUCCGUGCGCUGCUUCGUGCCAGCGCUUUGUGACAGCGCUCCCAGCCUCGGCUACGACGUCGGCGCUUGCGAGCCUCGCUCGGCUCUACGCCGCACCGGCCGUCGACGUCGCGUGGCCCAACCUUGUCGUUCGCGGCCCGAGCCUCUCGAGCGCAGCCUCCAACGACCUCGCUGCCAUUGGAGCUCUGGCGCCAAAGAGCGUCAUUGUCAGCUACAAGAUCAAGGAGCGCUCGAACCUCGAGGUCGUGGCCGGCAUUGCGCCAUGGAUCACGCAGAUGACGUUCCACCUCGAAGGCGACGCGCCCGACGCAGCCACGUGGGCGUACUAUCGAACGACGCUUGCGUCCUGCCAACGACUUGAGACGUUCGUUUUUCUCGAUGACACGGCCGGUUACGGUGCGCUUGGCGGUGUCUUCUUGGAGCUGCCGCGCCUCACGUCGCUCACGCUGGGCGUCUACUGCGGUUACCGUGGGCAGCGUGAGUGCCACGUCACACCCGACUUUACGGUGCGGCUGACAAAGUGGCUGCAGACGCGGCCCGUGACGCACUUGGCCAUGGACUUUCUCUGGCUCGGCUUGGACCCGGACUCACCGCGGGUCCUCGAGCUCUGCGACGCGAUCUCCAGCAGCACGACGCUCACGACGCUCAAACUCAACAACGUCGACAUUUUUGAAAACUUUUUGAACGGGCGGCCGCUGCCUCAGCACUUGAAGCGCCUCGAUUGGGACGUCGAUGACUGGGAAGCGACCAACCACACAGACGCUGGCUGGCGCAACUUUGUCAAUGCCCUCAUCGACGGCCCGCAGCUCGAGCACCUCGGCUGCAAGCAGUUUGAGCUGCUCCUGGAGCAAGAUGACGUCAUCGAGAUGCUCGAAGGCCUCUCGUCUCUUGAAGCCCACUGCCUGGGCUACGACGUUGCGAGCUUGAUGGACCUCUUGGACCUUCUUGGCAACAUGUCGGACGUCAAGCAGCUCGAGUUCAAGUGCGCCAACUUUGAGGGCGACGCGCCGCGUGUACUGUUUGCUGCCGCGCUCAGUCGGCCGCGCCUCGAGACGUUCGGAAUGUCCAUGGCUCUGCUGCUAGCGGAAGAGGUUCGCGUCUUCUUCCAGGCGGUGCCACAGUUGCCACAUCGGUCGUUGAAGCACGUUGAUUUUUCCCACCACCACUUGACCGUGGCCGAUGUUUUGGCGAUGCUACCGACCUUGAACGCGGCGACACAGUAUCUUGAAACUGUUCAGCUCCAAGGCUCGUGGCACACGGACGAGCUGGCGGCGCUUGCGACUGCCGUCGGGCAGCUUCCGGACCGGCACUUUGCGGUCGUGCCAAGUGCGCGGCUCGCGACACCUGCAUUUUUCGCGCAGUGGCGUGAUUAUGUGCACAUGGUAGGCUCGCCGCUGUGCCUUCUCUGCAUUUGAAGGCUCAAGUCAAGUACAAUGCAUUGCGAAAACGAUUUCAAGAGUACAUAAAAAGCUCUUUAUAUGAACCGUUGGCGAGUUGCACCGA